AUGCCCGUUCCGCAACCAAAGAGCCUGUUCGACGGAGCGCAGGAUGCGUCCGACAUGAUCGAGAGCCUGGGCACGGCGCCGGCCUUUUCCGGCUCGGCGCUCGAUGCCGAGAGCACCGCGCUCGUCUACGUCGAGCGCAUCGGGUUCGACGAGAGGGGACAGGCAGUGCGCGAGGCGGCCCACGUCGACGCCUCGGAUCGCACCGCCAUCAAGCUCGAGAUGGUCACCGAGGGCACCGGCAAGGAGCCCACCCGCAUCCGCAAGGACAUCCACGCCAAGACUGUCGUCCGGAUGAGGGUGACGGACAAGAUGGAGAACUCGAUGGGCAACAUGCACGGCGGCUGUGGUGCGACCCUCGUCGACAAUCUAUCGAGCAUGACACUCUACCUGCACACUUCGGGCGUUCCCGGGUCGCCGUGGUCGUUCCUGGGCGUAUCGCAAAACAUCAACGUCUUCUACCUCAACGCCUGCCCGAUUGGCAGCGUGGUCGAGAUCGAAUCGUACAGCGCUCAGGUGGGCAAGUCGAUUGCGCUGCUCCAGACCGACAUCUGGAUCGUCAAGCGCACCGACGGCCAGCCCGACGACGGUGAGGGUAGGCUCGACGGCAAGGGCUGGACGCGGACCGUCAAGACUGUCAGCGGCACGCAUACCAAGGUGGACAACUCGGCCAGCUUCAAGCUGUGA
Molecule: messenger RNA, 684 nt
Organism: Pseudozyma flocculosa PF-1
Lineage: Eukaryota; Fungi; Basidiomycota; Ustilaginomycetes; Ustilaginales; Ustilaginaceae
Exons: 4
Coding region: 1-684 (227 amino acids)
Molecular function (GO): fatty acyl-CoA hydrolase activity
Source: RefSeq, a predicted model, not a curated record